Messenger RNA from Beta vulgaris subsp. vulgaris (sugar beet), 3600 nucleotides. RefSeq lists its product as uncharacterized. Gene Ontology annotation, molecular function: RNA-DNA hybrid ribonuclease activity; nucleic acid binding. The transcript has 3 exons. Bases 1 to 3600 code for a protein of 1199 amino acids. NCBI's taxonomy places the organism in Eukaryota, Viridiplantae, Streptophyta, Magnoliopsida, Caryophyllales, Amaranthaceae. The record is from RefSeq and is a predicted model, not a curated record.
AUGACAAGUGUUACAUCUAUACCAGAUUUAAUGAUAGAUAGGCUUCCUCCUCUUGCCACUGAUACUUUCCCCAUAACUUGUAUGGUUUGGAACGUACAAGGUGCGGGUAGUCGUGCUUUUUCUCUCGUUCUCAAGGAGCUCAUCCGUACUCACAAUCCUGUAGUCCUAGUCCUGGUGGAAACCCACAUGGGCGGUGUGCAGGCUCUUAAAAUUGCCUCUCUUUUGGGAUACUCGGGUCAUACUCGUGUGGAUGCGACGGGAUUUAGUGGGGGUAUUUGGGUGUAUUGGCGAAAAGAAUUGGUUACGAUUGAUCCUAUUUCCCAGCAGUCCCAAUAUAUUACCAUGGAUAUUAAAAAGCUAGGUAGUCCUCCGUGGUAUUUCACGGCGGUUUAUGCUAGCCCGGAUCCUAAUAAACGAAAAGAUUUGUGGGAGGAACUGAAACAGUUUGCUGCCUCACAUAACCAACCGUGGUUGUUAGCCGGAGAUUUUAAUGAUACGCGCUAUGCUUGGGAAAGAAGUAGUGCUUGCGCCGAAACUCAACGUCGGUCUGCGAGAUUCAAUGAAUGGGUCGAGGAUAUGGAGCUGUUAGAAGUUGAGUUUUCUGGAGCAUCUCAUACUUGGGCCCGAGGCCUAUCCCCGGAGACUCGACGGUCGGCUAGAUUGGAUAGGGCUCUUUGCAAUGGCGAUUGGGGCCUACGUUUUUCCGAGGCUAAGGUCAAACAUCUCCUCUCUUUAUCCUCGAAUCAUUGUCCUCUGUUGAUUUCACCCAAUGGUUUUGUUCCCCUCCAAAAAAUGACUCGUCCGUUCCGCUUUCAAGCAACUUGGAUGACUCAUGAAAACUUUCAAGAUUUCGUUCAUGAUCACUGGAACUCUGCUACGCCCCUGACAGUCUCUCUCUCUUCCUUAUCUGAAAGUCUCCAAACUUGGAGCAAAGAAAUCUUCCAUAAUAUUUUCAAAUCAAAAAAGAUCCUCUUAGCUCGAUUAUCUGGAAUCCAGUCAAGACUUGCUACGGACCAUCAUCGGGGUCUUCUCAAAUUAGAGGCUAAACUGAGACGAGAAUUGGAGGAAGUUUUGGCUCAAGAGGAACUCUAUUGGUACCAAAAGUCACGGGUGGAGUGGCUUCGUAACGGGGAUCGAAAUACAACGUUCUUUCACUUAAGUUCCGUGGUCCGGCAAUGGAAAAACAAGCAGUCGUGGGCUUUAUUGAGCAAACCAUUUACACAUUUUGAGAUUGAAGAAGUUGUUAAGAAUCUGGGAGCAUUGCGAGCACCGGGGCCGGACGGGUUUCAGGCCUUAUUCUUCCAAAAGAAUUGGGAGCUUGUGAAAGAUAAUGUCAUUAGAACAGUUAUGUCGGUUCUAGAAGGUAAAGGCAUGCCCGAGCACCUCAAUGAUACGCACAUUGUCCUCAUUCCCAAAACGGACCAUCCGGAAUUAGCUUUCCAAUUUCGGCCAAUAGGAUUAUGCAAUGUUGUUUAUAAAAUCAUUACAAAAACACUGGUUAACAUAAUCAAGCCUAUAUUACCUUCUCUCAUCUCAAACACUCAAGGAAGUUUUGUCCCUGGGCGGCAAAUCACGGACAAUAUCGUGAUUGUCCAGGAAGUUGUUCAUACCAUGAAGAAGAAGCAAGGGGCAAAGGGAUUUAUGGCCUUGAAAAUUGAUUUCGAGAAGGCCUAUGAUCGUUUAAGAUGGUCAUUUAUCCGAGAUACUCUUCUCCAAAUGAACUUGCCAUUGCUACUGAUCGAAGUCAUCAUGGAGUGCAUUUCAACAGCUCGAAUGCAGGUUCUUUGGAAUGGAGAACCAUCCUCUAGCUUCAACCCAAGUCGAGGGGUCCGUCAGGGUGAUCCUUUAUCACCUUAUAUAUUUGUGAUGUGUAUGGAAAGAUUAUUUCAAAUCAUUGAGGAGUCGAUUAUUGCACAAAGAUGGAAACCGAUUAGAGCCAGUAGAGAUGGGCCAUUGCUUUCCAACUUAUUUUUCGCGGAUGAUAUUAUUUUAUUCGCGGAGGCUAGCAUCGAACAAGCAGAGAUUAUUCAAGAUUGUCUUGAACGGUUCUGUCGUGCGUCUGGGCAGAAAGUCUGUUACCCGAAGUCUUGCGUUUAUUUUUCGAAGAACGUCCCUAAUUCUUCCCAACUGGAAAUAAGUAGUGUGUUGGGCAUGGAACCUACCACUGAUCUGGGGCUUUACCUUGGGAUGCCUACUCUCACUAGUAGGGUUACCAAGGCUACGUUCAAUCAUUUAUGCGAGAAAAUUGAUCGUCGGCUAUCAGGAUGGAAAUCGAAAUACUUGUCACUUGCGGGUCGCAUAACAUUGGCCAACUCUACUGUUGCUUCCUUGGGCUAUUACUCUAUGCAAUCUGCAAAAAUUCCUCGAGGAAUUUGUGAUGACAUGGACCGCAAAGUCCAAAGGUUUAUUUGGGGAGGGAAUGAAGACACCCGAAAAGUUCACCUCCUUUCUUGGGAAACGAUUCAACGCCCAAAAGAACAUGGAGGCAUUGGGCUUAAGUCGGCUCGGCAGGCAAACUCAGCUUUUCUCACGAAGCUAGGUUGGAGAAUUUUGAAAGAGCCUAACGCACUAUGGGCUCGGGUUUUAAGAGCCAAAUACUGUAAUGGGCGAUGCGACAUUAAUAUGUUUGAGCCUAAAGCGGGCAUGUCCAACGUAUGGAGCGGGAUUACAGAAAAUGCGAGGAUCCUUUGUGAAGGGACCCAGGUAGCUAUUGGAAAUGGAUUAACCACCCGGUUUUGGGAUCAUAAUUGGGCUACAAAAGUCCCGCUAGCCUCGUUGGUGACCCAACCAAUUCCACUGGAAUUUCAUGAUGUCACAAUGGCGGAUAUGUGGGAAGAGGGCUUUGGAUGGAAAUGGGAUACUUUUGCCCAUUAUUUGGAUUCGAAUACACUUAAACUGAUUCAAGCACAUGAAGUGCACAAUGACCCGAACUUGGGUGACCUGUAUUACUGGGGAGAAAGCCACGAGAUUCCGAUUGACAUAGGAGCCUUCUUGCAAUUACGGGUUGAUGAGUUACUCCAAAGUGAGCUGCACGAAGAAGGGACCUCCGCAUCUAGCAGGAUCAAUAACAAGGAGAUCCAUGUUACAUGGCAACCUCCUCCGGCAGGCUGGUAUGCCAUGAAUACAGAUGGUGCGGCCAAGGGAUGCCCUGGUAAUGCUGGUGGGGGUAUCAUUAUUCGAGAUUAUGCUGGGAAUGUUAUCUCGGCCAUGAUGGCUUCUUUGGGUAUCUGUACUGCUUUUCGCGCGGAGAUUAUGGCCUUGCUGAGGGGUCUGGAGUUAGCUCGAAAUUUACAGGUUUCAAAACUGGUUGUUCAAAUGGAUAAUCUAGCUUGCGUUAAACUCAUGCAACAAGAUGAUCCUAGUGAUGGAGAAUGUAUCCAUUUGAUCAAACAAUGUCAAGAGUUGUUGCGAAAAGAGGAUUGGGUAGUCCAUAUUAUGCACAUCUACCGUGAAGGAAAUAGAGCCGCGGACUGGCUCGCCAACCAAGGGGUGGCUCAACCUCACAGGAUCGUUGUCUUGGAGGAUUUACCUGUAUCGCUUCGUAGAAUAGCGAAUGAGGAUGCUUGGGGUGUGGCCUUGCCACGCCUAGUUCCUCCCUAG